Messenger RNA from Purpureocillium takamizusanense, 2864 nucleotides. RefSeq lists its product as uncharacterized. Gene Ontology annotation, molecular function: oligopeptide transmembrane transporter activity. The record is from RefSeq and is a predicted model, not a curated record. Lineage: Eukaryota; Fungi; Ascomycota; Sordariomycetes; Hypocreales; Ophiocordycipitaceae. Gene Ontology annotation, biological process: transmembrane transport. The coding region runs from base 356 to 2773 and encodes 805 amino acids. The transcript has 6 exons.
CAAGGGGCCGGCCGGCCGCCGCCUGGGCGCCGCCUGGGCACAUCCGUCUCUCGGCUGCCCACCCCUCCCCAUAUUCGUGGUGUCGCACACGCCCCUGGUCCGGGCUCGUCGAUCGCUUGUGCGAUGUCGCGGACGAGAGCGGUGUUCGCAGAGUAUCAUCGCCAGGGCCGCCCCUGCCAAAGCGCUGGAUGUCAUAAACCGCUAGAUCCCGCACCAGUCUGUGCAACGUUCUUUCCCCUUCUCCUUUGUCUCUGCAGCGCACAUCGUCAGAUCGAUCACCGGACCGGACCAUAUUGCGACCAGCACCCUCCAGCUGAGAGGUGCUGUGAGACAACUACCCGCCGCCGCCGCCGCCAUGGGCCUCAAGGACAGACUCGGCGUCCGCUCGCGCGAGACGACCGACGUCGACGCCACGGCUGCUACCACGGCCACGGGCGCUGAGAUUCUCCCCAGCGUCUCUGCCAACCAUGACCCUGACCGCGAGCUGCGCCGCUUUCGCAAGCAGCACAAGUGGGAUCCUUUCCUCGACAUUGACAAGCUCGACAACAUUGAUGAUGCUCUCGCGUCUGGCAAUGCCGAAAAGGAGGCGGCCAUUGACGAGUCCUUGAUCCAGGAAGACUCGCCGUACCCGGAAGUACGAGCAUCGGUCCCUCCCACCGAUAAGGAAAUGCCCGUCAAUACGCUCCGUGCCUGGGUCAUUGGUAGCAUCCUUUGCACCAUUGUGGCAGCGUGUAACAUCCUGCUCAACCUUCGUCGCACGCCCAUUUCGAUCAACUCUACUGUUGUUCAGUUGAUUGCCUAUCCGAUUGGUGUCGGAUGGGCCAAGUACAUGCCCGACGCCUCGUUCAAAGUGUUCGGCGCUACGAUCGAAGUGAACCCUGGCCCGUUCAACGUCAAGGAGCAUACAAUCAUCACGAUGAUGACUGCCGCAGGCAGCAGCAUCAGCUACUCCAUCGACAUUCUUCUUGCACAGGAGAUCUUCUACAAGCAAUAUUUCAAAUGGGGCUUCCAGAUCCUGCUCAUGCUUUCGACCCAAGCCAUGGGAUUUGGUGUUGCUGGAGUAGCCCGCCGCUUCCUUAUUUGGCCAUCGUCGAUGGUGUGGCCGGCGACCCUGAUUACGUGCACUGUCAUGUACUCCCUGCACGACCAUAGGGCGUCCGACCCCUCCCAGACCAACGGCUGGAAGAUUGGACGUUAUAGCUUCUUCCUGCUUGUCGCUCUGCUGACUUUUGCGUGGGAGUGGUUCCCCUUGGUUAUUGCCCCCUUUCUUAGCUACUUCAUGUGGGCUACGUGGAUUGCGCCCGAGAACGUCGUUGUCAACCAGAUCUUUGGCGGCAAUACUGGUUUAGGUCUGAUUCCGAUCUCUUUCGAUUGGGCCAGUGUCACGGCCUUCUUGAGCAGUCCGCUGCAGACGCCUGCCUUCGCUAUCGCCAAUGUUGCCGCCGGUCUCUUGCUUUCGACGCUCGGUGCGAUUGGUCUCGCCUAUGGCGGACCCGAGUUCUACAGAUACCUACCUAUGAGCGCCAACCAGAACUUCGACCGCUUUGCACAGCCGUAUAACACGUCUCGCAUCUUGAAUGCGGACUUCACCGUCAAUGAGACCGCCUAUAAGGCGUAUUCGCCUAUUCUGCUAGGGCCGACCUUUUCCCUGUCCUAUGGCCUGUCGUUCGCAACGCUCAUCUCUACCGUCACUCACGUUGCCCUCUUUUAUGGAUCCGACGUCUGGAAUCGCGCCUGGGACUCCAAGUAUGAGGAGCCUGAUGUCCAUCUCAAGCUCAUGAGACGGUACAAGGAGGCACCCGAAUGGUGGUUCGCCUCCAUUUUCGUGGUCAGCUUUGCCUUUGGCAUGAUUGCCUGCCAAGUCUGGAAUACCCACCUGCCGUGGUGGGCUUAUAUCAUCUGCAUCCUUAUUGGCGUUGUCUUGUUCGUUCCCAUUGGCAUGGUCCAGGCUAUCACCAACCAGCAGACCGGUCUGAACGUCAUCACCGAAAUGGUCAUCGGCUAUAUGCUCCCGGGACGUCCCGUUGCUAUGAUGCUGUUCAAGUCCUGGGGAUACAUGCUUUCAUACAACGGCUUGACGUACAUUUCCGACAUGAAGGUUGGCCACUACAUGAAGAUCCCGCCCCGCAGCAUGUUCGCCGCUCAGGCGUUUGCUGUGGUGUGGCUGUCUUUCGUGCAAGUCGCCACUUAUAACUUCCUCCGAGGAAAUAUCAAGGAGAUUUGCACGCCUCAUCAGUCACAAGGAUUAACCUGCCCCAACGCUCGGACGUUCUACAACGCUAGCGUGAUUUGGGGUGCCAUUGGACCGAAGCGAGUCUUCGGUGCGGGUGCGAUUUACUCUUGGACGAACUGGUUCUGGUUCAUCGGUUUUGCUAUUCCUGUGAUCCAGUUCAUUGUCGCCCGGCGCUAUCCCCGCAGCUGGACUCGAUACAUCAUUGCCCCAGCCAUCUUUGGUGCUGCUGGCCAAAUCCCUCCGGCCACACUCUAUUUCCUGUUGCAGUGGGUCAUCGUUGGCCUUAUCUUCAACGGUUUGAUCCGUCGCAGGUUUUUCGGCUGGUGGAGUCGCUACAACUACGCCAUGUCGGGUGCACUCGAUAUCGGCACAGCUCUGUGCACCGUCAUUUCGGGUCUUGGUCUUGGACUUAGCGAGACAAGCUUCCCUGACUGGUGGGGGACGCUCGUCUGGCAGAACACGCUCGAUUAUAAUGGGACUGCGGUCACAAGGCAAUUCAUCGAGAACGUGACGGAACCCCUGGGCCCAAGCAGCUGGUAGAUGGACAUGAAUAUCUCGAGACCUUGCUGGUGGCAGCUUUGAUCUAGUUUCUAGCUAGUAUGGAGAACGAAUAUGAUGCCCUGAACCAAAA